AUGAAGUCAUCAACUCCGGCCCAAGCAAAUCAACGCGACUCGACCCUGCGCCAAUCUUUCAAUCACUCGACGCUGUCCUUGGGACCGGAUCCUGACGGUAGUUUAAUCGAGUGGUUGAUCGCUGACCCAGAUCCACGCCGGCCUUGGCUACCUGCGAAGUAUCCACGGUCUCUCCACCCUUUAUCGACGGGGUUCUAUGUUUAUGCGAGCCACGCCGCCUCCGUCUGCCUUAUUACCUGCUACUCGUUGCGAUACACAUCUCGGAACCUACAUUCGAUGUCUAACGGGCGGGACGAAAGCGCCUCAGAGUCUCUGUCGCGGAGGAGACCCAAUUUCUCCACACGAACCGCCGAAGAAGAUGUGUUCAGACUGGCCCCCAGCGACUCGCCUCGCGCUUCGCCGGAGGAAACCAGCAAGUUUCACAAUCUGAGAGCCGCUCUUUCUUUUCGUCCAUAUGAGCCAUUGAAUUCAUCGACUCGCUCAUCGGAGCGCCAACGCCACUCAUUGCCCUUCAAUUUUCUUGGUGGUCUUUCUCAAUGGGGUAAAAAGCCUCGAGACGAAGAAGGGCAAGAUGCGCCCCCGGAGAGAUCGCGACCUACUGUUCCCUUGCCCGCCGGGCCACUCCGAGAGUCAAGUAUCAAUCCGAAGGAAAAGGAAGAUCAAAAACACCGCGCGCUCGAUGGUGACGAGAAGCUCGGCACAUUCUCCGGGGUGUUCGUCCCGACUACCCUGAAUGUGUUGAGUAUUCUCAUGUUCCUGCGGUUCGGGUUUGUCCUCGGACAAGCUGGUGUACUGGGCACACUAGGUUUGCUAGUUGUUUCGUAUACUAUUAAUCUGGUGACCACGAUGUCUCUCUCGGCCAUUGCGACCAACGGAACUGUUAAAGGUGGUGGUGCAUACUAUCUGAUAUCUCGAUCACUGGGACCGGAAUUUGGUGGCUCUAUCGGAAUAGUGUUCUACCUGGGCUAUGUGUUGAACACAGGAAUGAACGCGGUUGGUCUCAUUGACUGCUUCACCCAGAAUUUCGGGUCGAAGUCUGGCACCUGGGCCAAUUUCCUCGAAGAAGGAUUCUGGUGGCAGUAUCUCUGGGGAACUAUAGUCCUACUGCUAUGUACUGGAAUCUGCCUGGCUGGCAGUUCGAUUUUCUCUAGGGCGAGCAACGGAUUGCUCAUCAUUUUACUCGUGGCUACUUUUAGCAUCCCUGUGUCGGCGUUGGUUAUGAAGCCGUUUAGCAUUCCGAAACUCGGGGUGGAUUUCACCGGCAUCCGGCUGCAGACGCUCUUGGAGAACCUCAAACCCAGGCUCACUAAAGGUGCUGCAGGAAGUCAGCUCAAAGGGAAAGAAAACUUUCAAGACCUCUUUGGGAUCCUGUUCCCAGCGACCGGUGGAAUAUUUGCUGGCGCAAGUAUGUCCGGCGAUUUGAAGAAUCCCAGCCGAUCUAUCCCCAAGGGAACUCUUUCGGGACUGGCGUUGACAUUUGUUACUUACACCAUUGUGAUCCUUGCAAUGGCUGCCUCGGUAACAAGAGACUCGUUCUAUAAGAACACCAAUAUUGUUCAAGCCACCAAUCUCUCCGGUGUGGUGAUUCUUCUAGGGGAGUUUGCCACUUCUUUCUUCUCGUCUUUGAUGGGAGUCAUCGGCUCUGCAAAGCUGCUACAGGCAAUCGCGCGGGAUAGUCUGCUUCCCGGUUUGAGUGUCUUCAGCCAAGGAACCAAGGACGACGAGCCGGUCUACGCGAUUAUCGUGACUUUCGCAGUGGCUCAAAUCACCAUGCUCUUCGAUAUCAAUCGCAUCGCCUCAUUCGUUACCAUGACAUAUCUUAUGACUUUCUUGGUCAUGAACCUCGCCUGUUUUCUGCUUAAAAUCGGAUCUGCGCCCAAUUUUCGGCCAUCUUUCCAUUACUUCAAAUGGCAGACAGCAGCAACUGGCGCUUUGGUGUGUGGAGCCAGUAUGUUUUUUGUCGAUGGAGUAUAUGCAACGGGCUGCGUUGCGAUCUUGUUCGUCCUCUUCCUGCUGAUUCACUAUACGUCGCCGCCGAAGCCGUGGGGUGAUGUCAGUCAAAGCUUGAUUUAUCAUCAAGUACGCAAAUACUUGCUGCGACUGCGACAAGAGCACGUCAAAUUUUGGCGGCCUCAGAUCCUUCUUUUCGUGACCAAUCUGGAUGAUCAGUUCAAAAUGGUAUCGUUUUGUAACUCUCUCAAGAAGGGAGCGCUGUUCGUGCUGGGCCACGUGCUAGUUACCGAUGACUUUUCAUCUGCGGUCCCUGAAGCCCGCCGGCAGCAGAGUACGUGGACAAAGUUCGUGGAAUCCACGAAGGUGAAAGCUUUCGUCAACAUUGCCGUGUCCCCCUCCCCUGAAUGGGGCGUCCGGAACGUGGUCCUGAACUCUGGUCUUGGUGGCAUGCGGCCAAACAUCGUUGUCAUCGAUCAAUUUCGAAAGGGCCAAUCCUUGGCCGAGACACUUCAGCCCUCUAGCCUAAGGAAAGAUUCGAACGGUCGACGUAGUUCUCGGGACCGAAUCUCGGAGGUUUCUGAGCACGAGUCUUCCGAGUCAUCGGUUGAAUGUCAGAGCUACGUGACGAUUCUAGAAGAUCUUCUCUUUAAACUGCGCAUCAAUGUUGCCGUGGCGAAAGGAUUUGAGGAUUUGGAGCUGCCUGGUCCGCAAGGCCAGCACACGAAGCAAUACAUUGACCUAUGGCCCAUUCAAAUGUCGGCAGAGCUUGGCGCUGAUAGCGAAAGCAAGAAAAACGUGUUGACCACUAACUUUGACACAUACACCUUGAUCCUUCAAUUGGGCUGCAUCCUCAAUACCGUGCCGUCGUGGAAGAAAACGUACAAGUUACGGGUGGCGGUGUUUGUGGAGUACGAGACUGACGUGGCUGAUGAGCGAGGAAGAGUCGAGGCGCUUCUCGAAAAGCUAAGAAUCGAAGCGGAAGUCCUAGUGUUCUGGCUCGCAUGUGGCGACGUUAAAGCGUAUCGGAUCAUCGUGAACGGCGACACUUCCCCCGAGACCGAAGACUGGCAAGAGAGAGUUCACACGACGCUGAAGGAUGAAGAAUGGUGGCAGGACAUUCAGGCAGCACGCAGAACCACGACAGAGUCACCAAACGAAUACAAUUCGAUCAAUCCCUUGGAUCGAGUCACCAGCUGGCAUGGUGCCUCCAGUUUCGAAAACCAUCAGAAACAUCCAAGCCAACUAGUUGAUGGCCUGAGGAAGUUUGUUCAGUCUUCGCGACGACGGCGCUCAAUUUCCAGCUUCCAAGGGUUCGGAGGCGUCAGCCUAGGCAUGCAAACGCAUAGAUUGCUCGACGCUUUCGUGGAUUACGACAAAUCGGAAUCGUCUACAAGUGACAGUGAUGACAGCGAGUUUGAGCCUUACCACAGUGACGAAGAGGACAUUGGCAAAGCCCUUAGCGACGACGACGACAGCCUAGAGCGUGAGUCUGGGCCCGGUUUGUCACACAAAUCGAGCAAAAAGAUGCCCAAAGAGCCGUCUGGCGGAGACGGUGAACGACCGAGAAUCCCAUCUAUCAUCACGACUGGCGAUGGCGAUGCCUCGCCCAAAAGCCAAACCAAGCCUGCCCGACCCCCGGUGACGCGCUCUCCAUCCAGCAACCGGUUCAGCUCCUCGCCCAUCCCGGAGGCCCGAGUCAACACGGACGAAAACACAGGUCCGUCUAUUAUGUUCGCACCUAGCCCGUCCUCCCCGCGGGGCGCCAACAGGAUGGAGUCGAUAUACACUCGGCGGUCGUCCUCCGGGACGUCCAACCCGCAGCAAGCCGCAUCGGGAUAUCCCAGACAGGCAUCCAUCCCUCUGUCAUUCAACGACCUGCCCAGUCGUGCGCAGCAUCUGAUUCUAAACGAGUUGAUGGCCCAGCACAGCAGCGAUACGGCUGUGAUAUUCACGACGCUUCCGGCUCCAUUCGAGGGCACUGCACAGAGUGAGGCGACGAAGAAACGAAACUACGAGCCGUCAUGCAGCUCAGCACCAUCGUUGUUCUCGCAAGCACCGCGAUCCUCCCACUGGUUGCCGGCCAGGAGUGCUACUCUAUCCAGCGGUACGGGCAACAGCACCAGUGUCGCCGCUGCGACAGAGGCUAUCGCUUCUACCGCGAGCGAGGUCGACGAUGUCACCCCGACCGUGAAUGCUGUCGUGGAUACUGCUGCACUGACCAUGACAGGGGUCAUGAUGAACUGGACUUUGAACAGCCCGACAUGCCGUGGGAUAUGCGGCCAGCUCUGUUUUGAGAGCAUUGAUGAUGUCACGUUCAACACCGAUUGUGGGCUAUGCAAGGUUGAUGACAAUGCUGCGCCUGUAUGGUAUGAUACACCAUCUAUACAGUACGAUACCGGGGAGCCUAAGGCCCCCAAAGCAGCAGGGCAUUCCUGCAGUGAGCACCAGAAUCCUCGCUACGACCUCCACGUCAUCCUUCCCUCCCUUUCGCUCGUCUCCCCCUUACUUCCUGGUCGCGGUCUGCAGGCCGCAAUGCACAACGGCCGUGGUCGCCGCAAGAACGGCAGCGUCAGAGCCAGCAAGGGUAGUCAGCGUGCCACAAUCGCUCCUCUCGUGUCCCAACAGUCCCCUCCGCUCCCUUCAAAAACCUCCUCCGCCAGCGAUGACAGCCUAGACAGCUCCGACGCUGCCUCCGUGACCCUAUCUACUUCCACCACAACCUCUACCAGCAGUCCGCCCUCCAAUCCCGUGCACUCGACCUCCUACCAGAACAUGGCCAGGAAGACUUCGUCGCCCAUGGCGCCUCCCUUCAUGGUGUCGGCGCCGGGCAAAGUCAUCGUCUUUGGUGAGCAUGCCGUCGUGCACGGCAAGGCCGCCAUGGCCGCGGCCAUCUCCCUCCGAUCUUACCUCCUCGUCACCACUCUCUCCAAAUCGCAGCGCACCAUCACCUUGAACUUCAGAGAUACGGGCUUGGAUCAUACCUGGAACAUCGACGACCUGCCGUGGGACGUCUUCCACCACCCCUCCAAAAAGAAGUACUACUACGACCUCGUCACCUCCCUGGAUAGCGAACUGCUCGACGCGAUCCAGCCCCAUGUCGACCAAGUCUCUCCACAUAUCCCGGAAGAACAGCGAAAAACACAUCGGCGCUCCGCACUAGCCUUCCUGUAUCUCUUCUGCUCCUUGGGCUCCCCACAACACCCGGGUGCUAUCUACACGCUUCGGUCCACGAUCCCCAUUGGCGCCGGGUUGGGUAGUAGCGGAAGUGUUUGUGUCUGCCUGAGCGCCGCGCUGCUUCUGCAAAUCCGAACCCUGGCCGGGCCUCACCCGGACCAACCUCCUGACGAGGCGGAGACUCAGAUCGAGCGCAUCAACCGUUGGGCGUUUGUGGGAGAGUUAUGCACACACGGAAAUCCCAGCGGCGUGGACAACACGGUUUCUGCGGGUGGCAAGGCCGUGAUUUUCAGACGCGAAGACUACUCGAAGCCCCCCUCCGUUGUCUCGGUUCCCAAUUUCCCCGAAUUGCCCUUGCUCCUGGUGGACACGCGACAGGCCCGUUCCACGGCCACCGAAGUCGCCAAGGUCGGGAAAUUGAAGAAGGACCACCCCGUGGUGACGGAUUCUAUACUCGACGCCAUCGACAAGGUCAGUGCCUCAGCAGAGGAGCUCAUUCGCGACUGCGAUGAGGGGGUUUCCAAAGAGACGCUCGAGCAGCUGGGCACCCUGAUCCGGGUCAACCACGGCUUCCUGGUUUCCCUUGGAGUCUCUCACCCGAGGCUGGAGCGAAUCCGCGAACUGGUCGACUUCGCCGACAUUGGCUGGACGAAAUUGACCGGCGCGGGCGGGGGUGGAUGCGCCAUUACCCUCCUGCGGCCGGAUGCCGACGAGAACGCCGUUCGGGAUCUCGAGGGCAAGCUCUCCACCGAAGGUUUCGUGAAAUACGAAACCACGCUGGGAGGGGGCGGUGUGGGCGUUCUGUGGCCUGCAGUGCUCCGUAACGGAACCGACGAAGAAGGCGGCGAGGAGAUCGACCAGCAAAAGUUCGAACUGGCCGACGGCCCCGAAGGCAUCGAACAGCUGGUGGGCGUGGGAACGCAGGAGAAGCGUGACGGUUGGAAGUUCUGGAGACGCGCGAUGCACUGA
Aspergillus affinis is the source of this 6096-nucleotide messenger RNA. RefSeq names its product putative cation chloride cotransporter. Gene Ontology annotation, biological process: isoprenoid biosynthetic process; potassium ion import across plasma membrane; chloride transmembrane transport. The transcript has 8 exons. Gene Ontology annotation, cellular component: membrane; cytoplasm. The coding region runs from base 1 to 6096 and encodes 2031 amino acids. Gene Ontology annotation, molecular function: potassium:chloride symporter activity; ATP binding; mevalonate kinase activity. The record is from RefSeq and is a predicted model, not a curated record. Lineage: Eukaryota; Fungi; Ascomycota; Eurotiomycetes; Eurotiales; Aspergillaceae.